AUGGAAAAUCGAGGGCAUCAUCAUCACCAUGGCUCACAUGGACAUAGUAGUCAUAAUACAAAAGGCAAAAAUUACAAAAUGCUCGCUGAUCCAUUCAUAGUAAAAGGAGCGACAAAGCUUUACAGGUAUGAUGGUCUUGUCCCUGGAGAUUCUACAUACCCUCCAGUUACUCCAAAAGAUCCAAGGCCACCUCUUACAUGGAUAUGGGCCAGAAUGGAGACUCUGGAUUUACCUGUGCCAAGAUUUAAGAUUGAUUUAAAUUAUGUUGGAGAACCUCCAUCAUUGGAAGUAACAGUUUCUAACUUAAAUGACAAUAUUGAUAAACAAUUUUUGACUGAUAUGGUAAAUAAAUUUGGGGAACAAGAAGAGCUCAUUAUUUACUAUCAUCCUGUUACAAAUAAACAUCUUGGGCUUGCUAGAAUAGUUUUUAUGGAAGUUUCGUCUGCAAAGCAAUGUGUGGCCAAUCUCAAUAAUAAAUCAGUUAUGGGAAAGCAGUUACAAGUUUUUUUAGACCCAUUUGGUAAGAAAUAA
This is a messenger RNA of Pediculus humanus corporis (human body louse), 531 nucleotides long. RefSeq lists its product as uncharacterized. The coding region runs from base 1 to 531 and encodes 176 amino acids. The record is from RefSeq and is a predicted model, not a curated record. Gene Ontology annotation, molecular function: RNA binding; histone H3K4 methyltransferase activity. NCBI's taxonomy places the organism in Eukaryota, Metazoa, Arthropoda, Insecta, Psocodea, Pediculidae. Gene Ontology annotation, cellular component: Set1C/COMPASS complex. The transcript has 2 exons.